Molecule: messenger RNA, 1292 nt
Organism: Vigna angularis (adzuki bean)
Lineage: Eukaryota; Viridiplantae; Streptophyta; Magnoliopsida; Fabales; Fabaceae
Exons: 8
Coding region: 64-963 (299 amino acids)
Biological process (GO): mRNA splicing, via spliceosome
Cellular component (GO): catalytic step 2 spliceosome
Molecular function (GO): protein binding
Source: RefSeq, a predicted model, not a curated record
ACUAAAGUAACCCAGGGUGGUGGUGAAGAAGGGGGUUCAGUCCCGAGAAGCGAAGAAGAAGAGAUGAGCGUGGAAGAUCUUCCGCGGAAAGAGGUUAACGUGCUGAAAGGUCACGAGGGUGCCGUGUUGGCCGCGAGGUUCAACGGUGAUGGCAAUUAUUGUCUGAGUUGCGGAAAAGACCGUACCAUACGCCUCUGGAAUCCUCACCGUGGAAUCCAUAUCAAGACCUAUAAAUCCCACGGCCGUGAAGUUCGCGAUGUCCACGUCACACCGGACAAUUCCAAGUUAUGUUCCUGUGGUGGUGAUCGACAAAUAUUUUAUUGGGAUGUUGCAACUGGACGUGUAAUUAGGAAAUUUCGUGGUCAUGAUGGUGAGGUAAAUGGCGUCAAAUUCAAUGAGUAUUCAUCUGUUGUAGUCUCAGCAGGCUAUGAUCAAUCGUUGCGUGCUUGGGACUGCAGAUCCCACAGCACCGAGCCGAUUCAGAUUAUUGACACAUUUGCAGAUAGUGUUAUGUCUAUUUGUUUAACGAAAACUGAAAUUAUUGGAGGAAGUGUUGAUGGAACUGUUCGGACAUUUGACAUUCGAAUUGGCAGAGAAAUUUCCGAUAACUUGGGGCAACCCGUCAACUGUGUAUCAAUGUCAAAUGAUGGUAACUGCAUUCUAGCAGGUUGUUUAGACUCUACUUUGCGUCUUUUGGACAGGUCCACUGGUGAAUUGUUACAAGAAUAUAAAGGACACACUAAUAAGUCGUACAAAUUGGAUUGCUGCCUUACCAAUACCGAUGCUCAUAUAACUGGUGGGUCUGAGGAUGGCUUCAUUUAUUUCUGGGAUCUCGUAGAUGCAUCUGUUGUUUCAAGAUUCAGGGCCCAUACCUCAGUGGUAACCAGUGUUAGUUAUCACCCAAAGGAAAACUGCAUGGUAACUUCUUCAGUGGAUGGCACCAUUCGAGUAUGGAAAACAUAAUAACUAAACGCAAUCACGAAGCUUACCUCGUGAUUAGCAUAAUGAAGACUGAAGACUGCAUGUACAAUUACAAUUGAAGCCCAACAGAGACAACGUUUCAAUUUAUAUAUAUUUCAGCAGAUGUGUCUUACAUGUGCUUUUGAUGUUGAAGAUGGUAAAAGCAAGGUGAGCUGUUGAUUGCAGCUUCUCUGAUACAUGGUCAUAUCGCACAAAGUUUUUGACUUUUUUGUCUUGAAAGGGGACAGGGUAUCGUAUAAUACACUUGUGUCCAUAAAAGUAAAACAAUUUGUAUUAUAUCCGUUACGAUGUGAAAAUGAGUUUGUAUUCUA